GACCUCCAACGAGGCUGCCUAAGCCGGGGCCCGGGCUCUGCCCCGCCAGCCCCCGGCAUGGGCGACAGCGGUGGGCUUCCGGAGCACUCGGCCCCGCACUAUCCACGGGCUCCCGACGGUCGUCUGCAGCCGAGGCCCGGUAAGCGGCGGCGUCCCGGCGCCCCAGCGCCUCGCACUCCUGCCGGAGCUCCAGCCGCAGCAACCGAUCCCUCUGCACGACUCCCCGGCCAAGAAAUGUCGGCUGCGGAGGAGGAUGGACUCAGGGAGGAGGAACAGGCCGCCGUUCCCAUGGUUUGGCAUGGAUAUCGGUGGAACUCUGGUUAAGUUGGUCUACUUUGAACCAAAGGAUAUUACAGCCGAAGAGGAACAAGAGGAAGUGGAGAACCUGAAGAGCAUCCGGAAGUAUUUGACUUCUAAUACUGCUUACGGGAAAACCGGGAUCCGAGACGUCCACCUGGAACUGAAAAACCUGACCAUGUGUGGGCGCAAAGGGAACCUGCACUUUAUCCGCUUUCCCAGCUGCGCCAUGCACAGGUUCAUUCAAAUGGGCAGCGAAAAGAACUUCUCCAGCCUUCAUACCACGCUCUGCGCCACGGGAGGUGGGGCUUUCAAGUUCGAAGAAGACUUCAGAACGAUCGCUGACCUGCAGCUCCAUAAACUGGAUGAACUGGACUGUCUGAUUCAGGGUCUGCUUUACGUCGACUCCGUUGGCUUCAACGGCAAGCCAGAAUGUUAUUAUUUUGAAAAUCCCACGAAUCCCGAAUUGUGUCAAAAAAAGCCGUACUGCCUUGAUAAUCCAUACCCUAUGUUGCUGGUUAACAUGGGCUCAGGUGUCAGCAUUCUCGCUGUGUACUCCAAGGACAACUACAAAAGAGUGACAGGGACCAGUCUUGGAGGUGGAACAUUCCUAGGCCUAUGUUGCUUGCUGACUGGUUGUGAGACCUUUGAAGAAGCUCUGGAAAUGGCAGCUAAAGGCGACAGCACCAAUGUUGAUAAGCUGGUGAAGGACAUUUACGGAGGAGACUAUGAACGAUUUGGCCUUCAAGGAUCUGCCGUAGCAUCCAGCUUCGGCAACAUGAUGAGUAAAGAAAAGCGAGAUUCCAUCAGCAAGGAAGACCUCGCCCGGGCCACACUAGUCACCAUCACCAACAACAUUGGCUCCAUUGCUCGGAUGUGUGCACUGAAUGAGAAUAUCGACAGAGUUGUGUUUGUUGGGAAUUUUCUCAGAAUCAAUAUGGUCUCCAUGAAGCUGCUAGCAUAUGCCAUGGACUUUUGGUCCAAAGGACAGCUAAAAGCUCUGUUUUUGGAACAUGAGGGUUAUUUUGGAGCAGUUGGGGCACUGUUGGAACUAUUCAAAAUGACUGAUGACCAGUAGAGAUGCAUGCAGAGGGAACAGCCUCCCGUGAGGACCCAGAACAGAAAGCCGAGUGGGACGGAAGCCAAGCCAUUAUGGCAGAUAAACCUGCUGGAUCUGUACAUAAUUUAAAAUCCUUCUAGCUGAUCUUUCACUCUUAGGUUUUGAGCUUAUUGUUCAAAAUGGGGAAUAUAAGAGUUUUUUCUGUAUACUGUAUUUUUAAAAAAAAAAAAUAUGUGUGCAGCGUGGCCAAACCUCCCAAUUUUCUGCAUUAACUUUGAAAAAUUGUGUGAUAUUGAAGAAGGACCUGAAAUGUAAGCGCUGUUCAUUUUUCUUCUGGGGUUUACUGAUCAGUGUGGUGAUUUUAACUUCAUUUAGUAAUUACUCUAGGAGAUUUUACCUUUACUUAUAUUUUUCAUGACGUUUCAUGAUUUGCUGUUGGUUUCAAAUGAAACUACAAAUCUGGCAUGUUUUACUGUGAACACUUUUUUGUUUGUUUAUUCUUUUUGGUCUGUCUUUUGUUUGUUUGUUCGAAUGUCUGAUGAGAAGAGAGUCCUUCCCCGUUUCUGUUCUUGGAUGAUCUCCCUUCCCCCACCCAUAAACUUCCUUUCCUGUAAUUGCCCAUUAUCAAUCAAGGUGCUGACCAAUUCGAGACAAAGCAUAGCAAAAGAUCUAAAGCUCUCAAAGUGCCCAUGGAGAGAAGAUUCUGAAAGAAUUGAAUGAGCCUGGCAAAAGUUGAAAAUGAUAUGCAAUGGUUCUUAUCCCUUAUAAAUAUAGUGUUUUGUUGGAUUUAUUUUAUGCUAAGUUAUAUUAAAUUGCAAUCUUCUUUGAUGAAAUGGCUUUUUUCCAUGCAUGCAUAUGAAUGGCAGCAAAGCCUUGCACAAGACGUUUGGAAUUUGUUGGGAAAAGUCUCCCAGUAGAUUGUUCACGUGAGGAGAUUCAAGGGAACUCAUAAGUUGAGGUGUCAAGCAGUAGUAACUGUUUUGUACAUGUAUGUACCUAGGAGCUUUGUAACAAGACAUCCUAAAUAACAAUGGUAGCUUUUUCAUUUUUAAUAUUUUAAACAGAAAAUUGUAUUUCAAUCCCAGUUUUUAAAAUUAAAAAAUAAUUUAUGAGAAUGAUUUAUAUAUUUUUUUCUUUUUGAAAGACUCUAUUAAGGCUGAAGGGUAACUUUCAAAUGAGGGUCUUGUACAAAUAUUGGAAUGUACGAGAUCGAAUGAUCUUUUGGGUUGUGCGUAUUGUUGAAAGGGAGUUUUGAAGGGUAGUACAAUUCCUCCACGAUUAAUCGUUCUUCUCUGCCUUCUGAGCACCGUCUUUAAUUUCUAAAUCAUUAAGUCUUGAAGAAGUUGAUGCUAAUUCAAGAACUCAUUUGGUUGAAAUAAAGCCCGUUUCUGUUGUGA
This is a messenger RNA of Tupaia belangeri chinensis (Chinese tree shrew), 2754 nucleotides long. RefSeq names its product pantothenate kinase 1 (gene PANK1). The record is from RefSeq and is a predicted model, not a curated record. Gene Ontology annotation, cellular component: cytosol; nucleus. Gene Ontology annotation, biological process: coenzyme A biosynthetic process. NCBI's taxonomy places the organism in Eukaryota, Metazoa, Chordata, Mammalia, Scandentia, Tupaiidae. Gene Ontology annotation, molecular function: ATP binding; pantothenate kinase activity.